AUGAAGCCGGCAUCGCAAGGCUCAACGGUGUCGGAGGCGGAAUCCACACCAGAACAAGAUGGGAUGCCACCUUCAACACCGGAUUGGUACACACGGUUUGCUUCCUUGCCCAAGAAGGAGGAUUUUCAAAAGCUGGUGGAUGAAGUAACGGGUACACUACAAACCGAGAUAUCAGUGGUGCGUACCUCUCUGGCAUUCCUGGAAACCCGAAUCAGCACCCUAGAGGAGAGGGACUCCUGUGCGAGAGGCCCCGACCCAGCAGUUACCCGUUAA
This is a messenger RNA of Pelobates cultripes (western spadefoot toad), 273 nucleotides long. The record is from the annotation of a GenBank genome assembly. NCBI's taxonomy places the organism in Eukaryota, Metazoa, Chordata, Amphibia, Anura, Pelobatidae.